Messenger RNA from Xylaria bambusicola, 2672 nucleotides. RefSeq lists its product as uncharacterized. The record is from RefSeq and is a predicted model, not a curated record. The transcript is spliced from 7 exons. NCBI's taxonomy places the organism in Eukaryota, Fungi, Ascomycota, Sordariomycetes, Xylariales, Xylariaceae. Bases 250 to 2403 code for a protein of 717 amino acids.
AAACCAAUUUCCCACACGGCCACGCGCAUAGCGCAAGCCUGACCGAGGAGACCCGUCGUCUUGGCCACUGUAGCCAGCUAUUAGCUACACUGUCGCUUAUUCUUGAACAAGCGCGUUGUCGGGGGAAUUGGAGCUGCGGUGGCGCUUAGAGACACAGGUAGAUCCACGCCCAAGCGCCAUCUAUAGAAUCCAUUAGCACUGUUGGGCGACCUGUUUUGUGGCCGUGUUACAAGCUAGGAUCCGUUCGUCAUGGCUCUCGAAGCCCCGUUGAGAUCGUCAACUGGGAGUAUAUUAUCUAGCUUUUCAGCUCACUCCGAUAUGUCCGUUCCAUCGUCAAACUCUCCAGCUCUUCAGCCUCCCUUUCGACCAAUGUCUUCAAGCUCUGCAGAGUCUAGCGGGCUUCGGCCAUCGUCGGCCGCUGCUGCUCGAUCAUCACCUGCUCCCUACCUCCUGAGUCCCAGCGACAUUGUCGGCCCUUCACCCGUCACAUCAGUUGGGACGGAUGCGACGGAGAUUGAGGAGGAAGCCUCCGAUGAAGCGCGGUCGCUCUCAAGCGCUGCCGGUUCCGAAGCUCAGCCGCAGCUAUUAAAGCUGCGGACUAAUAUAUCCGACCAAUUUCGGCAAACGGCAAACGAAGAGGCAGUCUCAGUUAUCCAUGCCCCCGAAAGUUUCCAAAGCUGGGCCAAGUCGGACACACUUUCCAAGCAGCCAGAGUCUACUCAGAGGCGGUCUCCCAGGCAAUCCCCAAAGCUUGAAAAUUUAGCUAUCUCAACUCCCAAUGACCGGGCUUCGAAGACCAAAUCAAUGGGGCUACCAACACCGCCACCAUUGUCCACAGACGUCAAGCCUGUUCGGUAUAGCAUCGAUAGUGCAACUCCUAGAGCUCAGAAUCUCCAGGAAGUGCUUAGUGAUUCCUCAAGACUACGAUCCAGCAGUGCGAGCAGUCUAGAACUUAUUCCUGAGAUCAAGGAGCCUGAAACGGAUGCUGAGCCAGAUUUGGAAUACGACGACGACGAAGAAUACUCGACUCCUGUUCGAGGAGAGGGACAAGAUGAUAUGGAGAUUCAAUCUCUACAAUCAGCUUUGAAAGAGUGUUGGGUAUUAUGCAAUACUUUAGCAAGCUUAAGCACUCAUCACCGAGAAAGAGUUUUCAGUGUAUCAGGCACCCCUGACGGGCACGAAAAGGCCUGGAAAUGCUGCUGGAAGCUUUGCCAACGUCUAUACGAUAACAGAAACGUGACUGAUGAGCCAUUGCACGUGAAGGCAGACCUAGAUCUCUGUAGGGACUUCUGUCAAGCUCUCUUUGAUAUACGAAUGCGUUCAGACGGAAUGUCUGAUUCUAUACUACGUGUCAGCUUUGAAUUGAAUAACCAUCUAUACAGCGCACAGGAUAAUCGCAAUCUACCUGAAGCGUUUCAAGAGCGAACCUUGGACUUUUAUAUCACUUUAUGCCAUCGACUGAUGAAGCAGCGUGGACAGUUGGCCGAGGAGACAAAUUCCCUCCUCCGCGCCUGUUGGUCCCUGGCAGAGAUGCUCUUUAGUCUCCGCCAGAAAAAGAGAGACGGAAAAGAGCCGGAUGAGGAAUUACUUACCUCAGCCGUACAAGCUUGCUGGGAGCUGUGCGACAUCUUCCGUGAAGGGUGGACUCAGAUACGCCCAGACAGAGGAACACCACGGCCCAGCCAACCGAAUUUUUUCACGUUUGGUAGGGAAGCUGAAGCGGACGGCCGUGCGAGUAGGCAGUCGAAUCGCAGCAAGCGAGAUGGUCAAAAACGAGAUUCCACAGAGAAGCUCCGGAAACCUCCACCCGUGCCUGAGACCCCCGUCACCGAGUUCGAAGACACACCCAUCUCACCUGAGAGUUCAUCCCCCCAAGCACCCAACAUUCUUGUCCUCGGGACGGAAAGCAAUAGGGGUGGACGGUGGCCAAGCAGCGCCUCGAACCUCUCGGGCUACUCCCAAAGCAGUCAACGAACUUCCAGCACCGCGACAACCGCAACGACAACAGAAGACGUGAACAUCUAUCGAAUCAAGGGACUUGUCCUAAAGGCAGCAAUGAACCUAGGCUUUUCUCGGGACGGUCCCUCUGAGGGACAUGGUAGCCAAGUCUCGCUGCAGACAUUCGUCAGGUCCCUACCGCCAGGCUCAUUCGGCUCACUGCCAUCACACGCAACGCUUCUCCAGAACUACAAGAACUUGGUGGUAUCGGACUCAGCAUUCCGGCAGGCAUCAGCUCUGCCAUCGCGGGGCAAGCGCAUAAGUGCCACGGACAUGGCAAAGAGCGUGACCUUCAUGACGCACCGAUCUAGCCAGUACAGCUUCUUGCGAGACUUGUUCAAGAUCGUCUACGGACACCACCUUGAGGAGAUAGACUCUCGCAAGAACUUUGCCAUCGCGGUAUGAGGAUUUCGGUCGCAUACCCCUUAAAGUCGACUCAGUACAAAACGCGGCUACAAGUCCAUUCCACGAAUUGUCGGCAUAAUAAGCUGGAUAUAAUUCUUUCUCCAGAAGGCUUCGACAAGCCCAACCCAAUAGGCUUCUGCCGCUAUCAUGGACAAUCCCUCUUAUGCGAAAACAGAAGUUGAAAACGUCAAGAGCUUACUCGGGUACUCCCACCCAGGCAUACCACAAAAUCCCUUUUCUCCCUUAUUUCUUUGCUACAGCCUAGUUCC